Molecule: messenger RNA, 2684 nt
Organism: Diospyros lotus (date-plum)
Lineage: Eukaryota; Viridiplantae; Streptophyta; Magnoliopsida; Ericales; Ebenaceae
Product: formin-like protein 8
Exons: 2
Coding region: 124-2415 (763 amino acids)
Biological process (GO): actin cytoskeleton organization; actin nucleation
Molecular function (GO): actin filament binding
Source: RefSeq, a predicted model, not a curated record
CUUCAGCACACACAAUGCUAAAAGAACUAACUUUGUAUUUGUAAUGCCUCAGAUACAGAAAAUAACGGCUGAUUCGUUCAAUCUCAAACCUCUCUGCAAAUUGCAAUCCAUUCCACCAUUCCCAUGGCCGCUGGAGCUCCGCCUUCCGGGGUGGCUCUCUUCCUCUUCUUCGUAGUCGUCGUCAUCCUCGCCGCCGCUCCACCUUCUUCCUGCCAAUCCAAUUCUCCGCAGAACAUCCAGACCUUCUACCCCUAUCCCCUUCCCCCAGUCGGCAGGCCUCCGCCACAACAGCCGCCGUCAUCUCCGGCCCUGCUGCCUUCGCCGCCGCCUCCUGGGAAGUCAUCCUCCAAACAGGCGGUGGUCAAGGCGGUUGCCGCCACCGCGGCGAGCACUUUAGUGCUCUCCGUGUUGUUGUUCCUUUUCCUGCACAGGCAGUCCCGCCGGCGCAGUGACAGGAGGCCCCGGCCGAAUCCUUAUAGCAGGGAUGCGGCUGUGAAUCACGGGGAGUUCAAGAAAUUUGACGGAGAUGUCAAGGGGUUCGUCGUCGAUGAAGACGGCUUAGACGUGCUUUACUGGAGAAGUCUCGAAGGGGAAGACGUGAAGAACAACCUCAGUAAAGAAGUUCUCCAUAACAAUGUCGAAGAGAUAGAGAAAUGGAUGAUUUCUCGAAGUCUAAAGCGCAGGAAUUCACAGCCGCCGCCGGUGCAAGAAAUUCCUCUUCUCCGGGACGACUCUUCGUCUUUGCUACAUCAGGUUUGGCCGGAGGUCGAAGACGGAACUCUAGUUUCAGUUCCGGCAUCUGUUUUGGCGAUUCCACCACCUCCUCCUCCUCCACCGCCACCUCCACCGCUGCCUAAGCCUCCUGGUUCAGCUUCAUCAUCCAAGCCACCACCGCCACCGCCUAAACCGCCUGGUUCAUCUUCAUCGCCAAAGCGGCCACCGGCGCCUAAAGAUUUACCGAACAACAACAGUGGCAAUGGCGAUGGCAAUGGUCAGGUUAAGCUUAAACCCUUGCACUGGGACAAGGUGAAUCCAAAUAUUGAUGAUCAUUCGAUGGUUUGGCACAAGAUUGAAGGCGGUUCCUUCAGGUUUGAUGAUGAGCUUAUGCAAGCGAUGUUUGGAUACGUUGCAACCAGCCGAAAGUCCCCACAAAGGACUACUAGAAACUCGUCGAGCCCAGAGAAUGAGAGAUCAAAGCCUCCCUCGCAGAUUGUCAUCCUUGAUGCCCGGAAGUCCCAGAACACGGCGAUUGUGCUCCGGUCACUGGCCGUUUCCCGCCAAGAUCUCAUCGAUGCGCUUAUUCAAGGCCAGGGACUAAACGAGGACACAGUCGAGAAGCUAACCCGAAUAGCCCCCACAAAAGAGGAAGAAUCCGAGAUCCUUGCGUUUGCCGGGGACGCCACAAGGCUAGCCGAUGCUGAAUCCUUCCUCUUCCACCUCCUCAGAGCCGUUCCAUCGGCUUUUGCUCGCUUCAACUCCAUGCUUUUUAGGUCGAACUACGAUUCAGAGGUUGGACAGCUCAAGGUAUCUACGCAGACGCUCGAGCUAGGGUGCGAGGAGCUUCGGACAAGAGGGCUUUUCAUCAAACUUCUUGAAGCCAUCCUCAAGGCCGGGAACAGGAUGAAUGCUGGGACUUCCAGAGGAAAUGCUCAAGCUUUCAACCUUACUGCACUGAGAAAGCUCUCUGACGUUAGAAGCUCGGAUGGAAAGACCACAUUGCUCACCUUUGUAGUGGAAGAAGUGAUUCGAGCAGAGGGUAAACGAUGUAUUGUCAAUAGAAACCGCAGCUUAAAUCGAACCAACAGCAGCAACCAAAACUCUAAGAUUUCAACAUCAAAAGAUGACAGAGAGAGGGAAUACCUAAUGCUGGGGCUGCCAGUGGUAGGCGGCCUUAGUGCAGAGUUUUCGAAUGUGAAGAAGGCGGCAACAAUAGAUUAUGAUGCGUAUGCGAAAACGUACUUCGAUCUGGAAGCCCGGGUUGCUGAAAUUGAACAGCUUUUGACGCAAUGUGGCAAUGGGGAAGGAGGAGGAUUCGAAAGGAAGAUGAAGGGCUUCCUUGACGCGGCAGAGGAAGAGCUAAAGGCGGCGAAAGAAGAGCAAACAAGAGUGAUGCAGCUUGUAAGGAGAACAACAGAGUACUACCAAGCAGGGGCUUCCAAGGAUUUGGGGAAGCACCCACUUCAGCUAUUUGUCAUAGUUAGAGAUUUCUUGGGCAUGGUUGAUCAGGUGUGUGUCAACGUUUCUAGGAAUCUGCAGAAGAGGAAAACCUCGACAACCGGGGUUGGAUCGUCUUCUCCACCAUCCCCGGCAACUAGGCCUUCAGUGAAGUUCCCGGUUCUGCCAUCGAAUUUCAUGUCAGACCGGUCAAAGAGCAGUUCCAGCGAAUCCGACGACGAUGACGAUGAUCAUAGCUAAAGGAAAUCAACUCUUUGCAGCAGAGGGUUGUACAUAGAUUAGAUGAAUAUAGUAUUCCCAGGUACAGAAACAUAUAUAGAAUGAGUUGUUAUAGAUAUGUUGAUUCUUUUCAAACUGUGUUGUUGGUAUUUCAUUGCUUCCGUCAACUCGAAUUUUUUUGCUUUUCAUGCCCAUUGAAACAUGUCAAUAGUAGAAAGGGAAAGGAGGUCUGAAUUUACCAGUUGUUUCAUGUUCACUACAAAUGCAGAAAUCUGGGUUUCUUCUUCUUC